AUGGUGCCUCCUCCAAGCGCGCAGCGGCUGAAGCUGUUCAGGACGCUGUUGGAAGCCGGUGUAAGCAUCAACGAUCAAGCUCUCGACGACCGCACCGUCCUCGGGCAGGCCCUUGACCAGUUGUAUGACUGGGCUGGGCAAUUCGGGAGAGGCCAGCAUGCGUAUCUACAUAUUCGAUCCAGCUGGUCGUCGCUCGGCGAAGAUCGUCUUGCUGGGGAAUUCGACGACUUUCGCAGGGCCUUUAUGGAGCUGGUCAGGAUGCUUCUUGCCGCGGGAGCAGAGAGCAGCACAUGA
Molecule: messenger RNA, 294 nt
Organism: Anthostomella pinea
Lineage: Eukaryota; Fungi; Ascomycota; Sordariomycetes; Xylariales; Xylariaceae
Source: the annotation of a GenBank genome assembly